AUGGAUAAGAUCCUGCUGUGGAGUCUCCUAUUGACUUUUUCUGGAAGUCGAGCUUCAAGCCCCUUGGUUCAAAGAAAUACUGAAUUUGUAGUGGAUCUUUAUCAAGCUGUUGGUUUAUCUCAUAAGAACAACAUCAUAAUUUCACCUCUUGGAACAACUUUGGCCCUUGGAAUGAUACAACUGGGAGCAAAAGGAAAAGCACAACAGCAGAUAAGACAAACUUUAAAAUUUCAGGAAACCUCAACUGGAGAAGAAUUUUCUGAGCUGAAGUCAUUUUUCUCUGCCAUCUCAGAGAAAAAACAAGAAUUUACAUUUAAUCUUGCCAAUGCCCUCUACCUUCAAGAAGGAUUCACUGUGAAAGAACAGUAUCUCCAUGGCAACAAGGAAUUUUUUCAGAGUGCCAUAAAACUGGUGGAUUUUCAGAAUGCAAAGGCUUGUGCAGAGACAAUAAGUACCUGGGUAGAAAGCAAAACAGAUGGAAAAAUUAAAGACAUGUUUUCAGGGGAAGAAUUUGGUCCUCUGACUCGGCUUGUUCUGGUGAAUGCUAUUUAUUUCAAAGGGGAUUGGAAACAGAAAUUCAACAAAGAAGACACACAACUGAUGAAUUUCACUCUGAAAGAUGGCACAGCAGUCAAAAUUCCAAUGAUGAAGGCUCUUCUGAGAACGAAAUACGGUUAUUUUUCUGAAUCCUCCAUAAACUACCAGGUUUUGGAAUUACCUUAUAAAGGUGAUGAGUUUAGUUUAAUUAUCAUACUUCCUGCAGAACACAUGAACAUAGAAGAAAUGGAAAAGCUAAUUACUGCUCAUCAAAUCCUGCAAUGGUUCUCUGAGAUGCAAGAACAGGAAGUGGAAAUAAGCCUUCCUAGAUUUAAAGUAGAACAAAAAUUAGACUUCAAAGAAGCUUUGUAUUCAUUGAAUAUAACUGAGAUAUUUAGUGGUGGCUGUGACCUUUCUGGAAUAACAGAUUCUUCUGAGGUGUAUGUUUCCCGAGUCAUGCAACAAGUUUUCUUUGAGAUAAAUGAAGAAGGCAGUGAAGUUGCAACAUCAACUGGCAUAAACACACCUGUGAUCAUGAAUCUGUCACGGAAUCAAUUUAUAGCAAAUCAUCCAUUUCUGUUUAUUAUGAAGAAUAACCCAACAGAUUCAAUUUUGCUUAUGGGAAGGGUGACAAAUCCUGACACCCAUGCGAUGAAGGGAAGAGAUUUAGAUUCACUGUGA
Messenger RNA from Rangifer tarandus platyrhynchus (Svalbard reindeer), 1218 nucleotides. NCBI's taxonomy places the organism in Eukaryota, Metazoa, Chordata, Mammalia, Artiodactyla, Cervidae. The record is from the annotation of a GenBank genome assembly.